AUGCUUUCUACAAAGGCUGGGUUCAGAGCUAGUCGGCUUACUGCAAACCUUACAAGGAAUGCGAGGUUUAGCUUUCCAAUGUUCAAAGCAACCUUCUGGCCGAUGGCAGGUUCACCCACAAACCCAUCUAGUUCUAAUUUUCACUAUAUUAAUACAAAUAAUAUUCAAUACUUAUACAAAAUAGUUAACUACAAAAAUAUCGAAACAGCUUUAGUUGAAGUAAUUAAAGUAGCAUAUAGUCAAGGUACCAAAAAAUAUGACAAAUUAGGAGUGAUGUAUAUAAACUAUCUUAAAACCUUACAACGAAAAAGAGAUCCAGAAGAUCAUAUUAGAUAUGUUGCAAAGCAGCAAGUUCCAAAUGAGAACAUCUAUAAUGAAAGAAUGGCAGACUUCAAAGAUUGGUAUAAUGAAGAAGUAUAUACUAGUCUUGAAAAUUUAUAUAAGUUGUAUUUCGAAUUAGCUAGUCAGGAAGAAGUUGUAGAAAAAAGAUCCAAAGAAGAAGUAGAUAAUAUUCUUUAA
This is a messenger RNA of Cetraspora pellucida, 519 nucleotides long. NCBI's taxonomy places the organism in Eukaryota, Fungi, Glomeromycota, Glomeromycetes, Diversisporales, Gigasporaceae. The record is from the annotation of a GenBank genome assembly.